UCAUGAAUAACAAUUCUGAAGAUAAGAAUACUGAAUUUUAAGAAGAGCCUAUGACAGAAGAAGAAAGACAAUUUGCUGAAGAAUUGGAUUAAAAAAUUUAGAAUGCAUAACAAAAAUUGGAUUAAUUAGGAUUAACAUAAAGUAGAUUGAAUUGGUUGUAAGAUACUAUAAAAAAGAGAUAAGAAGAAAAUCCAUUAACAGAAGAAGAAAAAAAAGAGAAAUUUUAAUAAUUGGCAGAUAAAGCUAUUGAUAUACCUACAAUUGAUAGAUAAGGCAGAAAGAUUUUUACAUUAGAAGAGACUUUAAAUAAUUAUAAUAAUGCUUGGGGAUUAUUAAAAUAUAGAGAAUUACCAAUUUGUUGGAGUAAUUUAAAGGAUAAAAUAAUAUUCACAUUACCUAUGACAUUUAUGGCUGCAUAUACUUAUGAGGCUAUGCAAUUAAAAAAGAUUAAUUUAAGUUUGAAAGAGAUGAAAUUUAAAUUAUUAAGUAGAAGUUGGGGUGUAUUCUUUAUUCUUGGAACAACUUUUUGUAUAAUAGAUUCUCUAUAUUUUGAUGAUUUUUGGUAAUAUAUUGAAAUGAUAUAAAUAUAGUGAUAUCAAAUCUUAUCAUUAUUAGACAAAUGAUAGAAAGAAAUUAGCAAGAGAAUUAAGAUCACAAUUAUUGAAUAAACCAAAUAAAAAGGAUCAAAAUUGAGAGUUGUGUAUAAUUUAAUUGUGAUGUUAAAAUAUAUUUUUAAAAAUUCAAUUACUUCCUUUCAUCUCUUAUCUAAAUAUCAAAUAAGCAUAGAUAAGAUUCGGAAUUUUUGUAUAAUAGCUCAUAUUGAUCAUGGAAAAUCAACUUUAGCAGAUAGAUUUCUUGAAAUUACAGGAACAAUAAGUAAAGGAAAACAUGAAUAAUAUUUGGAUAAAUUGGAGGUUGAAAAAGAGAGAGGAAUCACUGUUAAAGCAUAAUCAGCAGCUAUGUUUUAUACAGUUAAUGGAAUAGAGGUAAUAUAUAUAUAAAAUAGUAUGAAUUUAGUAUUUAUAUAAUUUGAUUGACACUCCUGGACAUGUUGAUUUUACAUAUGAAGUAUCACGUUCAAUGAGAGCUUGUGAAGGUGCUAUAUUAUUGAUUGAUGCAACAUAAGGUAUUCAGGCAUAAACAUUAUCUAAUUAUAUUUUGGCAAAGAAGUAGAAUUUAAAGAUUAUACCUGUAAUUAAUAAAAUAGAUAUGACAUCUGCAAAUACUGAUAGUGUAAUAUAAUAACUAGUUGAAAAAUUUGAUAUGAAUCCAAAUGAAAUAUUUAAAGUAUCUGCUAAAAAAGGAACUGGAGUUACAGAUUUAUUAAAUAAUAUUGUUACAUUGAUACCUCCUCCAUAAGAUCAUAAAGAGCUUAAAUGUUUUUUGAUUGACAGUUGGUAUGCUAGAGAUAAAGGAGUUGUAUUGUUAAUAUUAAUGAAAGGAGGUUAUCUAAAAAAAGGAGACUAAAUCUUAUCUUGUGCAUUCAAAAAGAAAUAUGAUAUUUUUGAAGUAUUAAAAUGUAUUAAAUUAGGUAGGAAUAUAAAGUCCAGAGAAUGUCCCUUAGGAAAAAUUGGAACCAGGUUAGGUAGGAUAUGUAAUAACAAAUAUGAAAGCAGCAAAUGAGGCAAGAAUAGGAGAUACAUUUAGACAUCCUCUAUCUAAAACUUUGCCUGAAGCAGGUUUUGAAUAAGUUAAACCAUUGGUUUAUUGUGGUAUUUAUCCAGAAGAUCCAGAUGAUUAUGCUGAAUUAAAUAAAUCAAUAUUCAAAUUAGCAUUGACUGAUCCAGCUGUAAUAAUACAGAAGGAGAGUUCAGCAGCAUUAGGAAAUGGAUAUAGAUGUGGUUUUCUUGGAGUUUUACAUAUGGAUGUUUUUAGAGAGAGAUUAGAAAAUGAAUAUAAUUUAAGUGUUUUAUUGACAUCACCAAGUGUUCCUUAUAAAGCAAUUUUAAGGAAUGGAAAAGAAGUAAUGGUUGAAAAUGCAAUAAUGGCACCAGAUGCAGCUAUAAUAAAACAUUAUGAAUAACCUAUGGCAAUUGCAACUAUAAUGUGUCCAGAAGAGUAUAGUGCAAUUAUAUUUUAAUUGUGUGAUGCUAGAAAUGGUAGAUUAGUUGAUUAAGAGAAAUAUGAUAAAUAAGAUAGAUUCAUUUUUAAAUUCCCUUUAAAUGAAAUCAUUUAAGAUUUAUUUGAUAAAAUAAAAAGUGCAACAAAAGGAUAUGGAUCAUUGGAAUAUGAAUUCUGUGGUUUUGAAAAAGCUAACAUUGUUAAAUUAGUAAUUCAUUUAAUGGAAGAUCCAGUGGAUGCAUUAUCAUUUAUGGUACCAGAAGAAAGAGCACAUUAAUUAGGAAAAAAGAUAUGUUAAAGAUUAAAGGAAAAUAUUCCAUAACAUUUAUUUGUUGUAUCAAUUUAAGCUAAAGUUGGUGGUAAAGUAAUAGCAGCAGAGAAAAUAGGAAGUACAGGGAAAAAUGUAACUGCAAAAUGUUAUGGAGGAGAUUAUACAAGAAAGAAAAAGUUAUUGGAUAGAUAAAAGGAAGGUAAAAAGAGAAUGAGAGAAGUUGGUAGAGUUACUGUAAGGAAAGAUACUUUCAUUAGUGUAUUCAAAGAUGAUUGA
Messenger RNA from Paramecium pentaurelia, 2608 nucleotides. Lineage: Eukaryota; Ciliophora; Oligohymenophorea; Peniculida; Parameciidae. The record is from the annotation of a GenBank genome assembly.